This is a messenger RNA of Boleophthalmus pectinirostris (great blue-spotted mudskipper), 3187 nucleotides long. Its product is annotated as serine/threonine-protein phosphatase 2A 55 kDa regulatory subunit B alpha isoform. The record is from RefSeq and is a predicted model, not a curated record. The coding region runs from base 310 to 1647 and encodes 445 amino acids. Gene Ontology annotation, cellular component: cytosol; protein phosphatase type 2A complex. Gene Ontology annotation, biological process: peptidyl-serine dephosphorylation. Lineage: Eukaryota; Metazoa; Chordata; Actinopteri; Gobiiformes; Gobiidae. The transcript has 10 exons. Gene Ontology annotation, molecular function: protein phosphatase regulator activity; protein binding.
GCGGGGAACAAGUGGCUUGUGGGAUGCGAACUGCCCAAGUCGCCGGCGGCGGCAACUGCACAGAUCCACACCGAGGAGACAAGCCAUCAGCGGGACAGAGACAGCGGGGACACACGCACUGCAGCGGGGGCAGACUACCGGCGCCGCGGUGCUUCCACCUCCGUGUCCAGGCUUCGGGCGCAGGCGGCGGUGAGAAUCGGCGGAAGGCAGAGGCAGGAAGGGAGGAAAAGUUGAGAUCCCACGAACCGACGCGUGGGAGUGGGACGCGGAUCGUGACUGACUGAGGCAAGCCCCACUGUCUGUCUCAUCAUGGCAGGACCUGGAAAUGACAUGCAGUGGUGCUUUUCUCAGGUGAAAGGAGCCAUUGAUGACGACGUCGCUGAAGCGGACAUCAUCUCCACGGUGGAGUUUAACCACACAGGGGAGCUGCUGGCCACCGGCGACAAGGGCGGACGAGUUGUCAUCUUCCAGCAGGAGACAGAGAAUAAAAACCCACCUCAGUUCCGGAGCGAGUACAAUGUUUACAGCACUUUCCAGAGCCACGAGCCCGAGUUCGACUACUUGAAGAGUUUGGAGAUCGAAGAGAAGAUCAACAAAAUCCGCUGGCUUCCUCAGAAGAACGCAGCUCAGUUCCUAUUGUCCACUAAUGAUAAGACAAUUAAACUGUGGAAAAUCAGCGAGCGGGACAAGCGGCCAGAGGGCUACAACCUGAAGGAGGAGGAUGGCCGGUACAAAGACCCCAACUCCAUCACCAAACUGCAGGUCCCAGUGUUGAUCCCGAUGGACCUGAUGGUGGAGGCCAGUCCCCGGAGGGUGUUUGCCAACGCCCACACCUACCACAUCAACUCCAUAUCUGUGAACAGUGACAAUGAGACGUACCUGUCUGCAGACGACCUGAGGAUCAACCUGUGGCACCUGGAGAUCACUGACCGCAGCUUCAACAUUGUUGACAUCAAACCUGCCAACAUGGAGGAGCUGACAGAGGUGAUCACUGCUGCAGAGUUCCACCCUCAUCAGUGCAACACGUUUGUCUACAGCAGCAGCAAAGGCACCAUCCGCAUGUGUGACAUGAGGGCCUCUGCACUGUGUGACAAACACACCAAAUUGUUUGAGGAGCCUGAGGACCCAAGUAACCGCUCCUUCUUCUCUGAGAUCAUCUCCUCCAUCUCAGAUGUGAAGUUCAGCCACAACGGCCGUUACAUGAUGACCCGGGACUACCUCUCAGUCAAGAUCUGGGACCUGAACAUGGAGAGCAGACCCGUGGAGACCUACCAGGUCCACGAGUAUCUGAGGAGCAAGCUGUGCUCGCUCUACGAGAACGACUGCAUCUUUGACAAGUUUGAGUGCUGCUGGAAUGGCAACGACAGUGUGGUGAUGACCGGCUCCUACAAUAACUUCUUCCGGAUGUUUGAGCGUGGCCACCGGAGGGACGUGACCCUGGAGGCGUCCCGGGAGAACAGCAAGCCCCUGCAGGUGCUCAAGCCCCGCAAAGUGUGCGCGGGCGGCAAGCGCAAGAAGGAUGAAAUCAGCGUGGACAGUUUAGACUUCAACAAGAAGAUCCUCCACACCGCCUGGCACCCCCAAGACAACAUCAUCGCCGUGGCAACUACCAACAACCUCUACAUAUUCCAGGACAAGGUCAUUUAACAGCACGCAGGCGAGUUACCGGCUCCUUUUUUCUAGGUGCGGCAGAGGGGCGGGGUCUCACGGUUUCGGCCGGCCCGCCCUCUCUCUCUCUUCUCUCUGUGGAAACGCAGGCACUUGAAGCAGCCAUGUCCGUUGCUAGCGGCGACCAGACUUUGCCACUUUGACCCUAGUGCGGACAGAGGAGGCCUCGCUAUCACCCCCUUUCAUCAGAUCUGCAGCAGAGGGACACCUGCCUUCUCGUUUAAAGCUCUAGUGCGGGCUUUUUCAAGUAGUGUUGUACGUUUAAAUAUUGUGUAGUGAGGCUGAAACAUGAUGCUAACGGUUCAUUUUGUCGUUCUUUUUUUGAUGGGAGGGCUUGUUUGGAGAUGCAGACAGGAACAUUUGCAGUGUGUGGGGCUAAAGCACUUACUACCACUAAUAUCAGUUUAUUAAUGCAUUACUGGCGUGCGUUUAUUCACACACACAUCUCCAUUUUGUUUUACGACGGCACUUAAUAUCUAAGUAGUCUCAGCUUGUGGUGAUUGAACACAAAUGGGCGAUUUAUUAAAAACAACGUUGAAGUUUAGACACCAGUGCGUAGUGUAAUCUCCUGUCUGCAGCUCCAAACACAGAAGAAUGCAUGAAAAUUUAGUCCUCAACAUAUCAAAACUUUAAAACUGUUUAUAUGGAGCACUCCUGAGUUAGAUUAAAUGAAAAAUCACCAGAAAAUGUAAAAAAAAAAAAAAACACUCCCUACGACACUACUCGGAAAGCCCCGCAGUAACGCUUUCUAAUUUCGUGCCAAUUUUCGUUCUCCAUUCGCCACGUUUUCCCCUCAACAAGAACACUUAUUUUUUAUAUACCACCUGCCCCCCCCCCCUCGGAAAUAUACCUGUGGUCGUGUUGUUACCCCCUCGCCCUGUGCCAUCGUAGUGUUUAUUUUUCUAUUUUCUGUUUGUAGAACUUUUAUUAAUUCAUCCGUUUAUACUGUCAUGUUAUAGUUUUUUUUCCUUUCAUUAAAUGCAUUGAAACGACUCACUCCAUUUUGACAUUGUGCCUCAGGUUCAGCGGCCACAACGGUCCAGAAAAUGACAUCAAUAAAUAUUUAUGUUUGAACAAGUCAGGUAGAGUUAAAAUAAAUGUCAUAUUUAUAUUAACCGGUGUUACCAAAUUUGUUCCGUCCGUCUCCAUGACAUCAGAUUUGACGAUUUUUUUUUUGUUUUUGUCUUCUCAAGCACUUAAAAAGAGUUUGGAUUUGACACUGGACGCUUAUUCAUCUUAACUAAUGGAUAUCUGUGUUGAAGAUGGAAUUAAAAAUAAAAAAACACAUUAUUUGAGGCAAUGGGUCGCUAAAUGUUGGAGCUACUGCAGGACUUGCUACCGCUACUGUAUGUGAUGGUACAAUAUACGGGGCUGCACGCGAGUGGGUUAGCAGCCGUUUGAGGAAUCCACAAUGUAUUCGAAAAAGUGGACGAUUCAAACUAUAUUGAUGCCUCUAGUAAUGUAUGAGUACAGUUUUAAUCUAUGACGGUGAAGAUAAUAAUAAAGGAACUACUUUUUG